This is a messenger RNA of Sciurus carolinensis (gray squirrel), 4087 nucleotides long. It is a transcript of the gene B3gat1, whose product is annotated as beta-1,3-glucuronyltransferase 1. Gene Ontology annotation, biological process: chondroitin sulfate proteoglycan biosynthetic process; carbohydrate metabolic process. The record is from RefSeq and is a predicted model, not a curated record. Gene Ontology annotation, cellular component: Golgi membrane. The transcript has 7 exons. Gene Ontology annotation, molecular function: galactosylgalactosylxylosylprotein 3-beta-glucuronosyltransferase activity. Bases 961 to 1860 code for a protein of 299 amino acids. Lineage: Eukaryota; Metazoa; Chordata; Mammalia; Rodentia; Sciuridae.
GGAGGCGGGGCGGGAGGCGCUGUCAGAGCCGUGGCUGCACCGGCGCAUCAGCCACCGCCACCGCUGCCGAGGGGACUGCGCGCUGGCCCGGUCGGCUCGGCUCCGGCCGCGCGCCCGGCCACCCCGCGCUUCCCCCUCCGUCCCCUGGGCCUCCGCUCCGUUCCCCUCCACUCUCCUCCCCACCUCUGUCUCCGGUUCCCCGCCCCCCACCGCGCCUCCCUGCCUGCGCCCUCCCGCGCGCUCCCAGGCUCCGGCCGCCGCCUCGCUGAGCCCAGAAGGAGCCGGGCCGGGGCGGCGGGACUAGAGCCGGGCUGCAGGCGAGCGCGCGGACCCUGAGGCUAUGAAGUGGCCCCCGGGGGCCCGAAGCGCGAGUGCUCCCGGAGAGGGAGGAGCGCGCGGCCCAAGGCAGCAGCCUGAGGGCGCCGGGGCCGGGGCGUAGGGGCCGCCGCCCGGGAUGGAACGCGCCGGGGACGAUCCCGACUCGUCGCCGCAGGUGUCCAUCUCUGAGGGUUCCUGACCUCACCCCUGGACAACCGCCCCUUCUCAGGCUCCUGUCAGGCUGGACUCUGCAAACCUGCUUCCGCAAUGGGUGGGUUGUGAGUGCUGGUAAGACCUGCUAGCCAGCGUUCGGCUUCUCUGUUCUCUCCAUGCCUGGCCGGCCAGCCCAUGCCUUUUCUUUUCUCCCCUGUGCUGCCGCUGCCCUGUGGCCACCCCUCUCCUGACCUUACCACCACUCAGGUAAUGAGGAGCUGUGGGCGCAGCCAGCUUUGGAGAUGCCGAAAAGACGGGACAUCCUUGCAAUCGUCCUCAUCGUGCUGCCCUGGACUCUGCUUAUCACCGUCUGGCACCAGAGCACCCUUGCACCUCUGCUCGCUGUGCACAAGGGAAAGAAAGAGCUGAGCGAACCUCUGAGCAGGCUUGGAAGUGGACAGUUUGAAUAAUUUCAGUGUGUUCUAAGAUAUGACAGAUGAGGGCAGUGAUCCACGACGGGAUGCGGUGCCAGGCGCAGACUCAAGGGAGUACUGCAUGUCCGACCGUGACAUCGUGGAGGUGGUGCGCACCGAAUACGUAUACACUAGGCCCCCGCCAUGGUCCGACACACUACCCACCAUCCACGUCGUGACGCCCACCUACAGCCGCCCAGUUCAAAAGGCCGAGCUGACACGCAUGGCCAACACGCUGCUGCAUGUUCCCAACCUGCAUUGGCUAGUGGUGGAGGAUGCGCCUCGUCGUACGCCGCUUACUGCGCGCCUGCUGCGCGACACGGGCCUCAAUUACACUCACCUGCACGUGGAGACACCCCGCAACUACAAGUUGCGAGGGGAUGCCCGUGACCCGCGCAUCCCACGGGGCACCAUGCAGCGCAACCUGGCCCUACGCUGGCUGCGAGAGACUUUCCCGCGUAACUCCACCCAGCCUGGUGUGGUGUACUUCGCUGACGACGACAAUACCUACAGUCUGGAGCUCUUUGAGGAGAUGCGCAGCACCAGGAGGGUAUCCGUGUGGCCUGUGGCCUUCGUUGGCGGCCUUCGUUAUGAGGCCCCACGGGUGAACGGGGCAGGGAAGGUGGUUGGCUGGAAGACAGUGUUCGACCCCCAUCGACCAUUUGCAAUAGACAUGGCUGGAUUUGCUGUCAACCUGCGGCUCAUUCUACAGAGAAGCCAGGCUUACUUCAAGCUGCGUGGCGUGAAGGGAGGCUACCAGGAAAGCAGUCUCCUUCGAGAACUUGUGACCCUCAAUGAUCUGGAGCCCAAGGCAUCCAACUGUACCAAGAUCCUGGUUUGGCACACACGAACAGAGAAACCAGUCUUGGUGAAUGAGGGGAAGAAGGGCUUCACUGACCCCUCGGUGGAGAUCUAAGCCUCAGGAUGAAGGAGCCUCCUUCUCAGACCCUGUUCUUGGCCUUCCAUCCUCUCCCCACAGCUGAUGGUCCCUCCACAGCAGACUCCUAAGGAACCACCAUCACCUCCUUUCUAUUGUGGGGGCUUUCAAGAGAGCCCAGCUUGAUGACAGGACAAAGGACAGAAUUUAAGCACAGAAAUCCCAGACCUGUUUUUCUCUCCAUCCAGCAUGACCAGGGAGCCUGAAAGACCUGAGGGUGAGGGGGUCUGGUUGCCAGCAAAGCCAGUGCUCAGCUCACCUCUACACAAGCAAGUGCUAUGGGCACACAUGCCUGCCCUGGAAUGAUGCUGGGGCUGGGAGGGAAGUGAGAAGACCUUGCAGUCAAGUGGAGCAUGGCCAUCUCUGGCUCCCUGCUCCUGGGCCCAGCAUGACCACACAGGAUGCCCAGCAGGGAAUUCUGAAGACAGAGAGCAACCCCAAGCAUCAUGAAUGCCCUACUCCUUGGCAUCUGCUCGUCCUGAGCACUGCUCCCAAAUCAGACAUACCUCUGGCUCUCCUCUGGUUCAUGUUUACAGAGCAUAAUAAGGCUGUCUUCUAUCUCAACAGGUGCCCGGCCCUGCGUGGGGGGAGCAUGAACCUGUCAAUGGAUCCCCCCUGUACCUCAGGCUGUGGUGGGAAUGGACUCCCCUCCUCUUGUCCACUUUCCCCAAGCCUUCUCCUCCAGCACUGGCAAGGAGGUGGGCCUAGAGCCAGCACAGGUCACUGACUGACCUGGACCAAGAACCACAUGACCCCCACUGUCCACACACUGCCUCCCCACCCUGCCCUGCCCCUUGCCUGGCCUGGGCUGGGGAGGGGAGAAAACCUCUUCCUGUGGCUACUGAAAACUGCAGGCCUCAGGGCUGGAGUGAGCAGUGGUGGGUGAGGCAGACAGCUUCUCCAGCCUGGAGAGUAGGGGGAUCCAGGGAAGUCGCCAAUUCCUUCCUGCUCCUCUUUUGAGGGAUGGGAAAUUGGAUUGGAGAGAUUUAGGGAAGAGGGGCAGGGAUCAGUUGGACACUAAGAGGAAAGGAGACCUGAGUGCACACUGCUUUGGAAAUCAUUAUAAUUUUAAAUAAAAAAGGGGAAAGAAAAUCUCACUUCUCUUGAAGCUGAGAGCAUGCAGAGCCAGCCCACCUCAUGUCCAGCUGCCCUGCUCUCCACUCCAGAGAGAGAAAAGAGCUGCAAACUGUUGUCUCCACCCAAGAAGUAGUGGCCCCCUGGGUCUCCCAGGCCUCUGGAGAGGUCCCUGGCAUUCUGACCAGGAUGGCCCCUCUGGUGUUAAUCUCAUGCUCCUGAAAGUUGGAAGCACAAUUUUCUUCCCAAGUGGAGGAAAAGGAAAGGGCCUGUGCCUACUGAAGAGGUGUUUAUUUUUUAACUGCUAACAACCCCUCCCCUCACUCCAUUAAAAUUCAUAGGACAGGUCUGAGGGCCAUGCAGAACCUACUCCUCCAUGGGUGGGUGGGACUCAGUCCAGAGACCUAACAUUCAGAGUAUAGCUUUGGCUGCCUAUUUUGAAAUGAAUAUAACUUCCCACUGUAUUCAUGAAACCAUCUGAUGGAAUCAGAUCCCUGAACCACCUUGCAGGAUAUUUUCCCCAACCUCUUACACUUUGGAUGUUGCUUUGGAAACUGAACCCUUGGCAUCAAGUGUGAUGGCAUGGGACAGAGGAAGGAGGUGGGCACAGGGCAUCCAUAGAUAAUUGAAUUUAUGUCUGGGCACUCUACUGCCUCAUGAAAACUAGCCCUGAAUAUCAAGGUCAAAUUGACUGGUAUGAGGCCACCUUCUUAGCCAAAAUCCUAGGGCUUAUUUUCAGGAAAUUAAUAAUGAACAACAAAAUGAGGAUUUUUUUUUUUUUUUUUGGCAGAUUGUUAGUUCAGUUGUUUUCACCUAAUAUCCUCUCUUAGCUGCAUGUAUAUUUAUUUAUAAUUAUAACCCUGGUGGACUGCAGCCUUCAUCUUUGUUGGGAAUGAGUUUGUUAGAAGUCAGAAUUGGGACCAUGAUGACAAUUUGUUUUCCAAACCCAUUCUGUUCCCUGCUCCAAUGCUGGCAAACCCCACCAUAAAGAAGUGAAGCCAGGGGUUAGGAGUUUCCAGGGCAGUGGCUGGGGUGAGGGGGAGCCCAGGCAGCUGCACCAUCUGAUCUCUUUUAAUUUAACUGUAUUUAAUUUGUUUUCAAAAUUAAAAGUCAAAUAUGGUUUUUAACAGUC